AUGGAUAUCUUUCUAGACAUUCUCGACACCUUCGUUCUCGAUCGGUGUUACGCCUAUCUCUCCCCAGACCCAGCCAGCCAGUAUACGAACUUGACUUCGCCCGAUCUGAACCGCCAUGUCAAGGUGUACUACCCUUUGGAGCCCUCGAAAUGGGCCGAAGCAAGCCUCUGGAAGAGAGAAGAUCUCUCAAGACAAGCAUUGUCCUUAUACCUGAUUACCUGGCUCUUCGCAAUGCUCAUGUACCUCCUCGGCAGCCUAGCUCUAUACCACACCCUCUUCGACAAAAGACUCCUCCAACACCCCCGCUUCCUAGCAAACCAAAUCAAGCUCGAAAUCAACCAAGGCAUCUCAGCCAUCCCAACCAUAACCCUCCUCACAGUCCCCUUCUUCCUAGCCGAAAUAAGAGGCUGGUCCAAACUAUACGACUUUACCUCCCAGUCCCCAUUCUGGGGAUACACACUACUGCAAUACCCGCUCUUUAUCUGUUUCACGGAUAGUGGGAUCUACUGGAUCCAUCGGGGCUUGCAUCACCCACUCGUGUAUAGGUGGUUGCAUAAGCCGCAUCAUAAAUGGGCUGUGCCGACGCCGUUUGCGAGUUAUGCUUUCCAUCCGUUGGAUGGGUGGUCGCAGAGUUUGCCGUAUCAUGUUUUUCCGUUGAUUUUCCCGCUGCAGAAGGUGGCUUAUUUGGGGCUUUUUGUUUUUGUUACGAUGUGGACGGUUUUGAUUCAUGAUGCGGAAUACCUACCGACGUCGGAGAUUAUCAACGGAGCCUCUUGUCAUACGAUGCAUCACCUUUAUUUCAACUACAAUUACGGCCAGUUCACAACUGCCUGGGAUAGAUUGGGGGGGACUUAUCGCAAGCCCAAGGGCGAUGCCUUCAUGGAAGCCGAAGCCAAGAGCGACGGGAAGAUAGAGAGGAAGCGAGAUUGA
Molecule: messenger RNA, 930 nt
Organism: Penicillium olsonii
Lineage: Eukaryota; Fungi; Ascomycota; Eurotiomycetes; Eurotiales; Aspergillaceae
Source: the annotation of a GenBank genome assembly